Euleptes europaea (tarantolino) is the source of this 3550-nucleotide messenger RNA. It is a transcript of the gene ATP8A2, whose product is annotated as ATPase phospholipid transporting 8A2. Gene Ontology annotation, molecular function: ATP hydrolysis activity; ATP binding; ATPase-coupled intramembrane lipid carrier activity. NCBI's taxonomy places the organism in Eukaryota, Metazoa, Chordata, Lepidosauria, Squamata, Sphaerodactylidae. Gene Ontology annotation, biological process: phospholipid translocation; neuron development. Gene Ontology annotation, cellular component: plasma membrane. The record is from RefSeq and is a predicted model, not a curated record.
CGACAAGGCGCUGAAGAUGUCCCUGCAGAGGAGGAAGUCCAAGAUCCACUCGGCGGCAGGACCCCUCUGCCCCCCGUCGGGCUACAAGAAGGCGGACGAUGAGAUGUCCGGGGCCAUGUCCUCGACGGGCCAGGAGGAGGCAGCAGCCCGCACCAUUUACUUGAACCAGCCCCAGCCCAGCAAGUUCCAUGACAACCGGGUCAGCACAGCCAAGUACAGUGUGGUGACAUUUCUACCUCGAUUCUUGUAUGAGCAGAUCAGAAAGGCUGCUAACGCUUUCUUCCUUUUCAUUGCCUUAAUGCAGCAAAUUCCAGAUGUCUCUCCAACUGGAAGAUAUACCACCUUGGUGCCAUUGCUAUUUAUUCUAACCGUCGCUGGCAUCAAAGAGAUUAUAGAAGACUAUAAAAGACACAAGGCUGACAGUACAGUGAACAAAAAGAAAGCGGUUGUUUUAAGAAAUGGGAUGUGGCAAAACAUUAUGUGGAAAGAGGUGGCAGUGGGAGAUAUUGUCAAGGUCACCAAUGGGCAACACAUCCCAGCAGACAUGAUCAUUUUAUCUACCAGUGAACCGCAGGCAAUGUGCUAUAUUGAAACAUCCAAUCUAGAUGGGGAGACUAAUCUUAAAAUUCGACAGGGCUUGACACUGACUGCUAGUCUCCAAUCAAGAGAAGAGUUGAUUAAAGCGUCUGGGAGGAUAGAGUGUGAAGGGCCCAACCGCCAUCUUUACGACUUCACUGGAAACCUGCGUUUAGAUGGCCAAAGUCCAGCUCCAAUUGGACCUGAUCAGAUCUUACUAAGAGGCGCACAGAUAAGAAACACACAAUGGGUUCUAGGAAUAGUCGUCUAUACAGGGCACGAUACGAAACUUAUGCAGAAUUCAACCAAAGCUCCCUUGAAGAGAUCAAACGUGGAAAAAGUGACCAAUAUGCAGAUUCUUAUUUUGUUUUGCAUCCUCGUUGUCAUGGCUCUCGUGAGUUCUGUGGGUGCCUUAUUCUGGAACAGAACCCAUGGCAAAGUUGUCUGGUACCUUGGCUCAAAUGAAGCGCUGUCAGUCAACUUUGGAUAUAAUCUGCUCACCUUCAUCAUCUUGUACAACAACCUCAUUCCCAUCAGUCUGCUGGUGACUCUGGAAGUAGUGAAGUUUACUCAGGCUCUUUUUAUAAACUGGGACAUAGAUAUGUAUUAUGAUGAAACAGACACACCUGCAAUGGCCAGAACUUCAAAUCUUAAUGAGGAACUUGGCCAGGUAAAAUACCUGUUUUCUGAUAAAACGGGCACCUUAACAUGCAAUAUCAUGAACUUUAAGAAAUGCAGUAUUGCUGGAGUUACGUAUGGUCACUUUCCAGAACUGGCAAGAGAAUGUUCGUCAGAAGACUUCAGCCAGCUGCCUCCUUCCACCAGCGAAUCUUGUGAAUUCGAUGACCCAAGACUGUUGCAAAAUAUUGAGACUGAUCACCCCACAGCUGCUCACAUCCGAGAAUUCCUCAGGCUCUUGGCUGUGUGUCACACCGUAGUUCCAGAAAGAGAUGGAAACAAGAUAAUCUACCAGGCUUCCUCUCCAGAUGAAAGCGCCUUAGUCAAAGGGGCGAAAAACCUUGGCUAUGUCUUCACUGGAAGGACUCCAGAUUCAGUUAUCAUUGAUGCGCUAGGUGAAGAGGAGACGUUUGAGAUCCUUAAUGUGUUGGAAUUUUCAAGUAACAGAAAGAGAAUGUCUGUCAUUGUUCGGACUCCAGCAGGGCAGCUACGUCUAUACUGCAAAGGAGCUGAUAAUGUCAUUUUUGAGAGACUUUCCAAAGAUUCCCAGUACAUGGAGCAAACGCUGUGCCAUCUUGAAUAUUUUGCCACUGAAGGUUUGAGGACUCUUUGCAUUGCAUAUGCAGACCUAUCAGAGAACUCUUACCGGGAUUGGUUGAACAUUUAUAAUGAAGCCAGCACCAUCUUGAAGGACAGAGCUCAAAAGCUGGAGGAGUGCUAUGAGAUCAUUGAAAAGGAUUUACUGCUUCUGGGAGCUACGGCCAUUGAAGACCGCCUUCAAGCUAGGGUCCCAGAAACAAUAUCCACAUUAAUGAAAGCAGAAAUCAAGAUCUGGGUACUGACGGGGGACAAACAAGAAACAGCUCUCAACAUAGGCUACUCCUGCCGCUUAGUGUCUCAGAGUAUGUCUCUCAUCCUUGUGAACGAAGAAUCUUUGGAUGCAACAAGAGCCGCUCUGACCCAGCACUGCACAAACCUGGGUGAUUCACUGGGCAAAGAAAAUGAUAUUGCUUUGAUUAUCGAUGGUCAGACAUUAAAGUUUGCCCUUUCCUUUGAGGUCAGACAGUCCUUCCUGGACCUCGCGCUGUCAUGCAAGGCGGUCAUCUGUUGCAGGGUGUCUCCUCUGCAGAAGUCUGAAAUUGUAGACAUGGUGAAGAAGCACGUGAAUGCCAUCACCCUGGCCAUUGGGGACGGUGCCAACGAUGUGGGGAUGAUCCAGACGGCUCACGUCGGAGUGGGGAUAAGUGGCAACGAAGGCAUGCAGGCAACCAACUCCUCCGAUUACGCGAUAGCACAGUUUUCAUACUUGGAGAAGUUAUUACUUGUCCACGGAGCCUGGAGUUACAACCGAGUGACAAAAUGCAUAUUGUAUUGCUUUUAUAAGAACGUGGUUCUAUACAUUAUUGAGCUUUGGUUUGCAUUUGUGAAUGGAUUUUCGGGGCAGAUUUUAUUUGAGCGAUGGUGCAUCGGCCUGUACAAUGUGAUUUUCACAGCAUUGCCUCCCUUCACCUUGGGAAUCUUUGAACGGUCCUGCACUCAAGACAGCAUGCUUAUGUUUCCUCAGCUCUACAAAAUUACUCAAAAUGCUGAUGGGUUUAAUAGCCGGGUGUUCUGGGGUCACUGCAUCAAUGCCUUGAUCCACUCCAUCAUUCUCUUUUGGCUUCCACUGAAAGCCCUGGAACAUGAUGCAGUGUUUACAAAUGGCCAGAGUGUCGAUUAUCUGUUUGUGGGGAACAUUGUUUAUACGUAUGUUGUGGUAACAGUCUGUUUGAAAGCUGGUUUAGAAACCACAGCAUGGACAAAAUUCAGUCACUUUGCUGUGUGGGGAAGCAUGCUGCUCUGGCUGGUGUUCUUCGGGGCCUACUCGGCCAUCUGGCCCAUCAUCCCUAUUGCACCAGACAUGCUUGGACAGGCAGGAAUGGUGCUGAGAUGCGGCUACUUCUGGCUCGGUUUAUUUUUGGUGCCCACGGCGUGCCUUGUUAAAGACGUAGCGUGGAGAGCGGCCAAGCACACCUACCAUAAAACUUUGCUGGAGCAGGUUCAAGAAUUGGAAACUAAGUCCAAAGAGAUGGGGAAAUCUAUGCUGCGUGAUAGUAAUGGAAAGAGUGUGAACGAACGUGACCACUUGUUAAAAAGACUUGGUAGAAAAACCCCACCCAGUCUCUUCCGUGCUCAUUCUGUCCAGCAAGGAGUACCACAUGGGUAUGCGUUUUCUCAAGAGGAACAUGGGGUCGUUUCACAGUCGCAAGUUGUUCGGUCCUACGACACCACAAAACAGAAGGCUGGAGUAGAGUAG